AUGUCGUUUCGGUUCGGUAUGCCGAUGGUCCAGCCGGACAGCCGUGGUCACCGCGAGCGCGAGGAGGAGAUCAUGGCUGCCCGGCAGAGACACGCGCGGCCCGGCAUCGUUGACGACACCUACCCGUACAGCAGCAACAGCAACUUCGACCAGCACAACUUGACCUCCCUGUCAGCCAUUAUGCCGACAAGAGUGGAGACUACCGGCAUGGCCUCGUCGGCCCCCGCGCCCAAUCGGCGGCAUGUGGUGACCCCGGACCCUGUGUCCUUCCGGUAUCUCGAACAAGACCCCUGCAUCAGUGUGGUCGACCGCCGCGCCAGCCUCGUCGGCUACGAGCUGUACCUCGUCGAGCAGUGGGUGUGUUCGCGCCAGUCGCCGACCAUUGUGAUUGCCACCUACACGGGCGACCCGAAUCAUGCCGUCGUCGUCGGCGUGCUCUCCAUCCCCGCGAACGAGAACGAGUGGUCGGCCCGCCUCAAGAUGUACUUCAAGACGAUGCAGCAGUACCACGCGCGGCCCAAGGACUCUCCGUUUGGCGAGAUUAUGGCCACGAACCUCAGCAGCUUCCCGUCGGCGCUGACCGUGAUUGCUGUUCGCGACGGCGACAUCCGCAGGCAUCGCCAGGACUUCAUUGUCAACGAGGACCUGAAGCGGCUGGGCUGCUCGGGCCGCUCCGGUCUGACACUCUCGGAACCGACGCGCGCCACGCAGGAAAAGUUCCAGUCGCUCUACAAGACCAGCGAGAAGAUUCCGUUUUCCGAGUCUGUCGUGGAGCUCAUCAAGCAGUGCCAGACGGCGCUUUUCAUCUUUGGCAUGCUCGAGUCGCAGUACAUUGACGGCCUGCUGUGUGACGUGACGGAGACGGCCGUGGGCGACUGGUGGACCGAGGUGGGCGCCGAGUACUACAAUGCAGAGCCGACCGACGGCAUCCUGGGCCCUACGACCGUGGCGGCGCUUCUGGGCAUGCUGAUGGGCGCGCGCAGCCGGCUGGCGUGGUAUGGUGCAUCCGUGUCCAAGGACGUCUUUGACGUGGACAAUAUGAAGAAGGGCAUCGGGUCCUUUCAAAAGGACCUGAAACUGGAGCGGACGCGGCGGCUGGACCACCAGACACUGCGGCGUCUGCACAGCGUCACGACCAAGGCAGCCGCGGGCGAGGGCGGCUGGGGCGUGCAAAAGGCAAUCAAGUCGACGGUCGAAGGGUUCGGCGGAAAACGCGGCGAGCUUGUGUUUGGCAUGGUGGGCGGCAAGGACAAGGGGAACAUUGGCGACAUCGAGACGCUGGACAUUGACAAGUUCAUCAGCCACAUCUACGGCGAGAGGCCCAAGUGGCUGUGGUUCGGCAAGCCACGCCGGUCACAGACGUCGACCCUGCCACUGGGUGGCUUGGCGGACCAUUUCCAAGACAGGGCACAAGGGACGGCUACAGCGACGCCUGCAUCAGCGGCCCCAGCGUCCGAGCUCAACAGAGAAGAGCCAGCAACCCCGGCGGCCAUUGGUAGCAGCCGACGAGCGCAGUCCGUCCCCCUGGACAGCGAGGAACCGCCCAUCGGCGAGGCUCUUACGACAAGUGCGACCACUGGUGCAACGACGGAACCUGCCGACGUAGCUCUCUUAAAAAAGGACACAAAGACGCCCGUUUAUUCGGCGGUCCCACCCGGGUCUGCUGUUAGUGUCUAUGACAGCCCGAACGAUCGAGACAGGGAAAAGUAUAGGGACGGCGACCGGGACCCGCGCAAGCGGACCGUUUUCAAAAGCGUCGCAGGCCGAGUGAACGAUGCAAGAUCAGGACUGGGACGCAUUCGCGACGCUGUCGGCGGUGGCUUGCGUGGCCAUGCAAGCAGGCCCUCACGCGACGAUGGCGGUGUGCUUGGCAGCGGGGGUGGUGUUCUCAGCCCCGACCCGUCCUCGGCGGCAUUGUCAAGUGCUGGCUCGUCCAUGGCCCCGGGUUCCGCGAUGGCCUAUCCAGGCAUUUCUGGCCUAGCACAGGCUUCGCUUAACAGCCCCGCGAUGGUGGGCCGUGCAUUUACGUGGAAGAACAAGCCGGAGGAGUAUCUCCGAAACAUUCAGAGGGAGCGCGAGAUGGGCGAAAAGCUGUUUCGCAACGCUGGCAUGCCCGGCACAAUACACAGCACCCAAGGACCGAAUCCUGACGCAGACGCCAUCGCAGCCGCCGCCACGGCGGCCUUCGAGACCCAGUUGGCAGCAAGACUUCCCGGGUAUUCCACGCAGGCCAACGGCCGUGCCAGCCAUCUGCGCAAGGACAUGGCCAUCUCCACAGCCAACACGUCAGUGGCGGGCAGCGUGGCGGGCGGCUCCGACCUGGAGGGCCCCAUUCUCGAGGCCGAACGCGAUGUGGGCCCGGGCGUCGUCGGCCUGCUCCGUCGACACAGUAUAGCGGGCGGCGAAUGCAGCCGAGACAUGCUGCAACAGCCACUCCAGCGAGAAGAACAGCAGCAACAGCUUCCACAAAAGCUGCCCUUUGAGGUCGUAUGGCCACGGCGGCUGUCAUUCAGCGCUGCCGAAGAGGCCGUGCUUGGCUGGGACGAGAUUGUCGACUUCCCCGAGGUCGGUGACGAGGACGAUGGGGACGGUGAAGACAGCAAAGACGGCCAAGACGACAAGAAUAGCGAAGAGGGUGGGCUUGGGAGCGUGGCCGGCGAGAGCCACGACCAGGCGAUCCUGCUCGCGGCGUCGUCCCGGUUCGUGACGGCCCAGACGCUGGAGCGGGGGCUCUACCAGGAUGUUCUGGCACUCAAGGACGUUGUGGGCCCCGUUGUCGUCGACCGCGUGCUGGCCCUCGAGUCGCUCGACGCCGUGUACGAGACGCAGAUCGAAGAGGUCCAGAGCGUCUUCUUCCAGCUGUCGGGCGCCUACGAGCACGUCCAGGCCAACAGCCAGGACCUCUUGGGGAUCGAGCGCGCGCAGACGACCGAAGCCGUGCGCGAGGUCGAGAUGCUCAUGGCCAAGGUCGAGUACGAGAUCGGGUCGCUGGCGUCCAAGGUGCAAGACGUCGAGGAAGGCGUGCGGCAGUUUACGCAGCAGGUCGAACACGUGGAACGGCGGGCCGAGGAGCUCAAGCGCCACCUGGAGACGGAGAGCUGGCUGCACUGGGCGGUGCGCAGCCUGACAGGUAUUGGCACAGGGCCCAACAUUGUCGAAGCCGGCCCCCGUCGGCAGUAG
Messenger RNA from Sporothrix schenckii 1099-18, 3180 nucleotides. RefSeq names its product sin3 complex subunit. NCBI's taxonomy places the organism in Eukaryota, Fungi, Ascomycota, Sordariomycetes, Ophiostomatales, Ophiostomataceae. The record is from RefSeq and is a predicted model, not a curated record. The transcript has a single exon. The coding region runs from base 1 to 3180 and encodes 1059 amino acids. Gene Ontology annotation, cellular component: Sin3-type complex.